Messenger RNA from Cucurbitaria berberidis CBS 394.84, 1200 nucleotides. RefSeq lists its product as uncharacterized. The transcript has 2 exons. Bases 5 to 856 code for a protein of 283 amino acids. The record is from RefSeq and is a predicted model, not a curated record. Lineage: Eukaryota; Fungi; Ascomycota; Dothideomycetes; Pleosporales; Cucurbitariaceae.
AGUCAUGAAUGCCGGCAUCCAGAACGAAGACAGCCGCCGACCCUCGUCCGGUAGCAUGCGGAGAGACGUCGAGCGAGCCCGCCGCCGCUCCAGCAUCCGCAUGAACCUCAAUUUCAACGACCCCGCCCUUCCAGCGCCUGGAGAGAUGCAGCAGAGCCCGUCGAACCGUAGCAGGGCUCCAUGGCCGCAUAGCCCGCACCAUGAGCGCACCCCCAGCCUGGGAGAGCUGCAUCAGGAGCUGGAGUCCGAGCAGGAAGGCCAGGUGAACCGACUUCUCAGCAUGAUCCGCCAGCAGCAAGCCCAGAUCGUCACGCUGCAGACCAGCCAACAGCCCUCUUCGUCUGCUGUCGACGACAGCACCCCUACCUCUGAGCACUCCAUGUCCAUGUCCAUUCCCCACUCGCAUUCGCAGCCAAUACCCGCGCCACACGCCAUCAUUUCACCUGUGCCCACCGGCGCACAACCGCGCUCCCGCUCGCCCUUCAGUUUUGGAAGCAUCAGCCGCCAGUCCUCCUUUGCAGAUCGCUCGCGGCACGCCAGUCAGGUGGGCUCGCCAGCUCUCAGACCCACCUCGGGUCAAGCUGGGGGACAUGCAGAUCUUCAUGACCUACUACCCGGUCCCGCGACGAGCCGAGACGAGAGCGCCUUCUACCAAGCCGAGACGCAGAACUUGACGCGCGAGAACCAGAUGCUGAAGCUGAGGAUACGCGAACUGGAACGUCAACUGGCGGACGCGAACCCCACCAGCCACAUCACACAAUCUCCAGUGAUACACUCGGGACUCAAUCCCACCGUCAGCCGAGAAGGCGUAGAACAUGGCAAUGCGAGCGGCCAGCCUUCUGCGUCGGCGGAAUAGCACUUUCCUCAAAGUUGCAUUUUCGAGGCGACUCGCCAUGAUUUUACGAGGCAUGCUGUUCGAUGAGCGUCAAAUGAAGGGGAGCAUAUUGCAUCGUCCGGCGUUGGGAAUCUCAAAUGAAUGGGGAUGAGAGACACUCAGAGAAGCUGUGUCUAUUCUUCACUUUUCAGAAGCAAUCACAAAUUCAAACAACCUACGAUUUACUCUUUCCAUUUGAAACAUGACUAUAGGUAGAAAUUGACUCAAAUCACACGACCUAGUGAUUGUUGUGUCGGGUUCCGUAUGCUUCGACAGCUCCCUCAUCUGCACUCUACUCAACGACAGCUGACAGGGUCGGCAUGCUU